CACGCCCUCUCCGCUGUUUGAGUCCAGAAGACAUCGGCGCAGCUCGGAGCCGCAUAGCAGACAUUGUUGUUCAUCUCAUCUGGAGGAUUUUUGGCGUUUUCUAAUAUGGUUUGUGGCGGUUUCACCUGUUUGAAAAACGCCCUCUGCUCCCUCAAUGUUGUUUACAUGCUGGUUGGGCUGCUGCUCAUUGGAGUGGCAGUCUGGGGGAAAGGCUUCGGCUUGGUGUCCAGCAUCCACAUCAUCGGAGGCGUCAUAGCGGUGGGCGUCUUCCUGCUGCUCAUCGCCAUCGUUGGCCUCGUCGGAGCCAUUCACCACCACCAAGUCAUGCUUUUCUUUUACAUGGUCAUCCUCUUCAUCGUUUUCCUCUUCCAGUUUGGAGUUUCCUGUUCCUGCUUGGCGAUGAACCGCGGACAGCAGGUGGUUCUCCUGAACUCCGCCUGGGGGAUGUUGGACAAUAAAACCAAGGUAAACCUGGAGGACCAACUGGACUGCUGCGGCCUGCUGAACGUCUCCAACAACCACUCACAGUUUGACGAGGACGUGAGAAACUGUCGCGCUCCAUGCAAAGCUGAAAGAUCCUGUCUGAGCUGCGGGGAUAAGAUGCUGAAUCAUGCAACAGAAGUUCUGAAGAUCCUCGGGGGCGUCGGACUUUUCUUCAGCUUCUCAGAGAUCCUCGGCGUGUGGCUCGCCGUGCGCUACCGGAACCAGAAGGAUCCUCGAGCAAACCCGAGUGCUUUCCUAUAGUCUGCCCCUCGCGUCCCGCAGCAGGCACUUGUUUUCCCUGCAGACACACUGGUACAACACACACACACAGAGAAAAUGGACGAGCGCACAACCCACUCCGAACUGGAUACUCGUGCAUGAACGGAUGACUGGUAACGCUGGUGAGUCUUACUGGUUCAGCCUUGAUUUGAGUCCCAGACGUCCUGCAUGUUCCCCCCAAGUCCCAACAAACACACACACUCACACACACACACACAUACGCCAACCAACGACUCCAUCACUAAUAGCCUGUGUGCACCUUGAAACGUUCCUCCUGUCUCUAGCGUAGUAACAGCUAACGUUCCCCUGUGUCGGUGAAAUGCGCCAAACGAUGCGACGGGGAAAAAAACGAGGCAUAGAAGCGGUGAUGUAAAGUAGUGUAAUUAUUUCCCUCCCCAAACACGUCGGCGGGGAGCCUAGCAGGUAGAUCUUUAGGUAGCAGUUGCUCGUCCUUUGGGUUAGUUUCAGAUGUUUGUGAACUGUAACUGAGCCAGCUAACUUUCAGUCAGCGACAUUCACAUGCCACAGACUGCAGCCUUCAUGUUGUACAUAUAUUCUUAUUUAAGAUACUGGAACGCUCGGUGGAUCGGCAGAAGUAGUCGCGUCCCUAUGUUUGAGCGACGGCGUGUAGUUUAGAUCCCGCCGCCGCUGCAGCUGUAGGAAAUCACAGCGAAAACUUUUUCAUGUCGUUUAUUUCAGGAAAAUAAAAAAAAAGGUAUUUUAGCCAAAGUGGCUUUUUUUUCAAUGGAGAGUAAAGAGUGCCAAAUCACAAUGAAUAAAUAAUUGUUUUAUUAAUAUUAUUAACAACAAAAUUAUAUUGAUGUUAUUAUUUUUAAUGACAAUAUUAACAGCUGUGACAAAGUGCUGAUAAAAUCAAAGAACAUUCAAAAUAUGGAAAGGACAAAAGAGGUAAAUAAAACGCUAAAACGGAAAUGAGUAAUGGCAAAAAUAUGGAAACAAUAAUGGUAUUAAUACUGUUGUUGCUAACAGCAAUAAUAAUAAUUGUUAUAGCAAUAACUAUUAUUGCUGUAACAGUAAUAGUUAAAAUUACUGUUAAUGACAAUAUUAAAAAUAUUAUUAAUAGUAAUAUGCUGUUAACUAUGAUACAGUUAAUGCUAUUACCAUUAUUAAUAAUAAUAAAUGGAAAUCAUUAUUAAAAUGUUAAUUUUUUAAAAUUGAAAAUAAAUACAGGAAUUUAUUAAAUAUAAAAUUGGUUAUAUGUGCCACAAUUAAUUGUAUUGAUUUUAUUUUAAAAACUAUAUCUAAUUAUGUCAUGUUCUUCUGCUGAUCAUGAUUUAAAUUAAAAUUAAAUUUCAUUAAACUCAGUGGGCGGGAUUAGUGGAAAUCCUGACGUCUGAUUGGCUAAGUGAUCAAGACAACUUAUUCAAGGUUUGCUAUCAUUCUGGGUCAAUAUUGUCAAUGGAAAGUGAAUAAAUAACUUCAAUAAAUUAUUUACUAAAAGAUGAGCAACUCCGGCCUUUCUGUCUCUCAUUUGGUCUGAAAUAAGUUAAGAGAGAGGAGCUGGUGUUAGCGGCGCUAGCUGGUGUUAGCAGUGCUUGCUGCUGUUAGCGGCGCUAACGUGUGUAGCAGCAUCACAGUGAGACCUUUGGUGAAAUUAUUAGCGAUAUUUAAGCCCAAACUAGAAAUCUAGAGGCUGGAGUUGCUCAGCCAGAGUUUGUAGUAAAUAAAUUACAAAACUUUAUUGAAAGUAUUUCUACAUUACCUGUGGAAAUAUUGACUCAGUCAAAACAAACUUACAGGAAGUUGGCUAAGUGGUCAAACUGGCUGGUUGAAGCAGCCAAUCAGAUGCCAGGGUCUCACCUAAUCCCGCCCACUGAGUUUCCCAGAUGAAACAAAGUUCAUUUAAAAUAAUUUAAUAGAUGUAAUUGAGACACAAAUCUGUAUUUAUGCCCAGUUUUAACACUAGCAACAAAUAAAAAUAUUUAUUUCACGGUUUAUUAUAAUUUGGCACUCUUCACUCUCCAUAUUUUGCAAAUCUUUUAUUGUGUUAAUUGUGAUAAUGUGCUCCUUGUUGCUAUUUUAAAGCCCUCAAAAAACAACUAAUGUUUUUUUUCUGUUGCCAUAUGUCUUUGUAUUCAUCAGUGUUAAAUGCUUUGUAAAAAUAUACGAAUAAUGCCUGUUGGAUAUUUUUAGAAUCUAUUUAAGUUUAGUGCACAUUAAGCAGAUGUUAUAAUUUUCCUCGGUAUGUCACAUUUCCUGCUCAUGUGUUUCUAUUAUUAUUUUUGAUUUUAACUUAAAGGACUAAUGCGAGCUGUAAUGAAAUGUCUUACUUGAACCUGUCAUCUUUGCUGAUGUGGAUUUUUUGCUGCUGAUUUGGACUUGGUGUAAAUGUUAUGACAGAUCCUAAUGCCAUAUAUUACAUGUAUCCACUUUGAAUUUCUGUGCACUUGUUAUCGAAAUGUAUGAAUUUUUGAGACUUAAUUUUCCAAAUAAUAAAACUUUAAACUGGAAAACUG
Molecule: messenger RNA, 3239 nt
Organism: Xiphophorus couchianus (Monterrey platyfish)
Lineage: Eukaryota; Metazoa; Chordata; Actinopteri; Cyprinodontiformes; Poeciliidae
Gene: tspan31
Product: tetraspanin 31
Exons: 6
Coding region: 106-744 (212 amino acids)
Cellular component (GO): membrane
Source: RefSeq, a predicted model, not a curated record